This is a messenger RNA of Cryptosporidium muris RN66, 1521 nucleotides long. RefSeq names its product PX domain-containing protein. The coding region runs from base 1 to 1521 and encodes 506 amino acids. Gene Ontology annotation, molecular function: phosphatidylinositol binding. Gene Ontology annotation, cellular component: endosome. The transcript has a single exon. NCBI's taxonomy places the organism in Eukaryota, Apicomplexa, Conoidasida, Eucoccidiorida, Cryptosporidiidae. The record is from RefSeq and is a predicted model, not a curated record.
AUGUCUCCUGAAAGUGUGAUUGAUGGUACAGAUGUAACUGGUAAUGAAGGCGAACUUACUAGUCAUUUUAUGUCUGAUUGGGGGGCAGAACCUAUAUAUACAAAUUAUGAAGUCAGCGUAACUAAUCCUGAAAAUAAAUCUAUUGGGUUAGGCAAAUAUACAGUAUACUUAGUAUCAGGAAGAACUAUACAAGGAAGUAAUUUCUCUACAAGAAAACGUUAUAGUGACUUUGAAUGGUUAAGAUCAUCUCUAGUUUUACAGUUUCCAGGUGUAUUUAUCCCACCUAUACCUCGUAAAAAGAAAGUUGGUAGAUUUGAAAAGGAAUUUAUAGAAUGUAGAAGGCGUGGUUUAGAAGAGUUCUUGCGUAGAGUAUUUAAUAGAGAUUAUCUUGCAAAUUCAGAUCUAGUACGAACUUGGCUUAAUAGGGGUGAAAGUGGAAUGGAAUCUUUAAAACGAGAAGAAGCAAAUCGUCCAUUAUUUGAUAUUGUAACUCAAUACUUUAAUAGUUUUGAUAGUGUUUUAAUAGAUAUACAAUCAAGUUCUUCAAACAGAAGAUCAAAUAAUAGAUUUUCAGUACCUAACAUUGAUGUCAGCGUAAUUAGUCAAUUUUCGCAAUGUUUGGAAUCACAUUUUUCAAUAUUAGAGCAAUUAUGUGGAUAUCUCUCAACAAUAUCCUCUACUGGUAAUAAAGGAUUUAAUGCUUUACGUGAAUUAUCACCAUUAUUAAGUAGUUUAGUAUCAAAUGAACAACAAUACAUUUCGACUAAUUCCUCCUUAUAUGUGAAUUUAUCUUCACGUCUUGAUUUAUCUCCUGUAUUUCAACAUUUAAUAUCUAUUUUAUCAGUAUCACCACAAAAAAAUUAUGACAUUUUACAAUCAAGUUUAACAAGAGAGUUAAAUGAUACAGAAUGUAUGUUAGAAGCUGUUCAAACUUUAGAAAAACUUCAGGGAUUAUUGUUAAUAAAUCCAUCACAAAAAGUAGAUGAUAAUAAUGAAGAUAAUUCAAAUGUAUCUGAAUCCUUAGCAUCAAUUAGAAGUACAAAUACUACACUAUCAGCAUCAAGUACACUUGGAAGUGUAGUUAGUUCUGCAGCAAAAGGAAUUGUAAAUGGUUUUUCAUUAUUUUCUUCUAAAUCACGUGAAAGUUCAUUUUCUUCUGAUGGAAACUUAUCCAAAUUAGAUCGAUAUAAGGAGGAUCAAUCAGCAUUGAGAACUUUAUUGGCUGCUGGUAGAGUUGUAUUAGUUAUUCAUGAAAUGCCACACUUUUUUUCUGGGAAAAUACAAGUAUUUAACAAUAUUAUCAUUGAAUUUGUCAAAAAACAGAUGAAUAUAGCUUAUAGUGAGUCUGAAUUUUGGAAUAAAAUAUAUAGCAAAUUACAAACAUUACCUCAAUAUAAUUCCAUAAAUACCCAUGAUAACAAUAUAAAUUCUUAUAACAAUAACAAUAAUAAUAACAAUAACAACAAUUAUGAUUAUUCUACUCAAAAUAAUCAAUGGGCUAAUGAAAGUUAUAAUUACUAA